AUGACAAGAUUCUCUCCAAGAUCAUUUACCAUAUAUGUCAUCUUCAUCAUCAUCCAAUCUCUUUACUCUUCCAAGAUUCUAUCUUGUGCUUGUUCUUGUCAUGACCAUCAUGUUCAUCAACACACAAAUCAAAAAUUCGAACAAAAAACAACCAUCUUUUGGGAAUAUGAUGAGAAAUCCAAAACUUGGGUUCAGGUGAAGUUACCUUAUGAUCUAGUAUCCUGUGUUGAUAAUAACUGCACAAAAGUGGGCAUCAUUGAAUCAACAAACGACGAUCAAACACAAACCAAAUUUGAUCAAGAACAAGAGUCAAACAAGGUUGAUAGUCAAAGAAAAAAGAAAGUCACAAGAGAUGAAAGAAAUAGUGGAGGUUUAGGAUCAAGAAAGAGACUUUCAUUAAUAAAAAUGGCAGAGGAUUCGAUAUGGGUCACCGGAAUGAGUGGUUCGAUCUACGAGAGGUAUUGGAAUGGAAUUCAAUGGGUGAUUGCACCUCAUGAAUUGCCAUUACAAGCAGGCUAUGCAGUUUCUGUGUUUUUGGUCAAUCACACAGUUCUUGCUCUUUCUGAGGCAGGAAUCUUGUACCAGAUGCAACUAAGUGAAAAUUCAGUUCCAAUAUGGGUCGAGUUCCCACCGAUUAUAGAUUCCAGCUCGCCAACACGAAUCAAAUCUGGAGUUAUUUCACAAGAUAGGGAGAAGAUCUAUUUCUGCUCAAAGGAUGGGCUGCUGAUAGAGCUCAGUGAGGUUGACCCUCCAAGAUGGAUGAACCAUGGAAAGCCUCCAGGUGCAGACGUUGCAGCGAUGGUUGAUGCUGCUGGAAUUAGACUACAAGUCAUAUUCACUAUAAGCUCAAGCGGUGAUCUAUACGAAUUCGACAGGUAUGCAAAGCCAUUGUGGAAGAAACACAUAUGGAGUAAAGGAUCGUCACAAGACACCACUUUGAUACCAUCCAACAGCUGCAUAGUACACCGAAGAACAGGACCUCAUUCCGAGUCACUCUUUCUCUUAACCAAAGGUGGGAACCUGGUUGAGAGAAGACUACUUCAAAGAAAAUGGAAAUGGAUCGUCCAUGGAAGCCCUGAAGAUCAACAAUUCACUUCCAUGACACUUGUGACUACUGACUAUACACACACAAAUCCAUUUUCUUUGUUUCUAACAGCAGCUUCCGGAUCUGUUAUUGAAUAUAACAUUUCUGUACAAGAUAGGCAAAGGACAUGGGUGAACCAUAUGCAUCCACCAAAUGCCAAAGUAGCCAAAGGCGUUGCUGGACUGCAAUUUCAAGUUGGGCGGAUCAUAUUUCCAUUGGAUGACGGUCGGAUAGGUGAACUGCAUCAAUCAAGAACUGGUGGUGACAAUGUGGGACCGAGUCCACCUGUCAAUCGAAGACGAGUUUCCACAAAGUACACGUGGUCAAUAAUUGAUGCUCCCGAGAGUGAAGGGUGGAAUGCAGAAUACUGCACUGGAGAUCGUGGCCCCUUGAACUGUAUUUCAGGCAUUAAAGAUGAGCUCAACAACGAAGAAAUUGCCACAGGACCAGUAUCAAGAAGGCGAAAUGGAAACAAAGGGCAUGAUAAUUACUAUUUAGCGUCGCCAGGAAUUAAAAUGAAAGAAGAGAGGGACAUUGAUCAGAAAAGUUCGGCUAAUAUGAACUGCCGCAUACGAGUCAUGCAUGAGGGUAAAUCGUUCUUUCUUUUAACUAAAAGUGGGCUGACUUACGAGUAUCUAAAUGUAGAUAAUGUGUGGUUUUGGCUUCGUCAUGAGUAUCCUACGGCCAUGAAAGGUGCACUUGGAAAUUACAAUGGGAGCUUGUUUCUGGUGGAUGAGCAUAACAAUCUGAUUAUCAGAGAAAGGUCUGAUAACAAACUCACAUGGAUAAACUGCACUGCAGUGAAGAAAGGAAAACAAGUUAUUGGAGGCCCGCCAUGGGACAGACCUCCAGGAAUAUCUCCCAAAGUUACACCAGAAGACUCUCUCUUCUUCGUUAGCAAAACCGGAGGGCUGCUUCAAUUAACGGUUGCACUACGGAAGUUGAAAUGGAAAGAUUGCAAAAGCCCUUCGAAUAUAAAGAUUGCAUGUAUUGUAGACCAAGAAGGGUUUAGAGAAAACAUAGUUUUAGUGAUUGGAAGGGAUGGUCGAUUGUACCAGUACAACAAAGUGACGGGCAUAUGGCACAAGCACCACCAGUCACAACACAUGGUGCUAUCAAGAGAGUCUGGAACUGCCAUUAGAGGUACGUCACGGGCAUUAACUGGAUCCCUCUUCAUGAUAUCAGAAGACGGCAUGCUCAUCGAGUAUCAUUGGAACCCGAUUGAUGGUUGGAAUUGGGCAGAGCAUGGUUCGCCAUACCACGGGGUCACAUUGGUUGGGUCUACUGGGCCAUGCCUCGGAGAGAAUCAGUUGUUUUUGAUUGGUUCGAAUGGGAAUGUCUACUUAAGGUAUUUGGACCAAGCAACUUGGAAGUGGAAUAACUACGAGUUUCCAUCUAGGGAAAAAAUUGGUGGUGAAAACUGCCAGGGGGAAGAUGUUCAUAUGGACGAGAGAUGUAAGGAAGAAACCGAAAACUGUGAUCCGAAGGUGGCACCCACACGGCCAAUUCCAUUCACGGAAAACUCGGUGAUAUUUGAGCUACGAGAUGGCAGGUUGGCAGAAAUGCAGAGAACCAAGGAUCUACAAUGGGUGUGGUGGCGCACAAUAGGAACUCCAACAAGCCACUGCAAUGUGGUCUACUGGACGGCUGUAGCAUCAUGAAAACAGUUGACCAAUCAAAAAUUAACCAUUGUACAUACAAGUAUACAACAGUUAAAGAGCAGAAAACAAUAAAGCUUACAAGCUUAGCCAUAGAUCCUCUGAAAAUGCAUGCCUCUGUUGUAAAUAUGCUAUGCAGCAAUCUAAAGUUAAUUUCAUA
Messenger RNA from Erigeron canadensis, 2902 nucleotides. RefSeq lists its product as uncharacterized. The record is from RefSeq and is a predicted model, not a curated record. The coding region runs from base 1 to 2745 and encodes 914 amino acids. The transcript is spliced from 10 exons. Lineage: Eukaryota; Viridiplantae; Streptophyta; Magnoliopsida; Asterales; Asteraceae.